This is a messenger RNA of Oikopleura dioica, 447 nucleotides long. The record is from the annotation of a GenBank genome assembly. NCBI's taxonomy places the organism in Eukaryota, Metazoa, Chordata, Appendicularia, Copelata, Oikopleuridae.
AUGGGUCGCGGAGGUCGAGGAUUCGGUGGUUUCGGUGGCCGAGGAGGUUCUCCAUCUCGAGCUCCUCCAGCAGCCGCACCUCGAGCUGCUCCUGCUCCUCCAGCAGCUGCACCUGCUGCAGCUCCACGGGCUCCUGGUCUUAUGGGACAAAUGGCAGCCACGGCUGGUGGUGUUGCUAUUGGAUCCGUCGUUGGUCACGGUCUUUCUAACGCUAUCUUCGGCGGUGGAAGCCAGGGUGGUGCUGCUCCAGCUCAGGGGGCCCCAGCUGCUGCCCCUGCCGCCGCUGGCGGAGCUUACGGCGAGCAGCAAGCUCAGCCCACUCCUUGCGAAGGCGAAAUGGGUCAAUUCGUUCAGUGCUCGCUCAACGCUGGGGACAUUCAGGAUUGCAUCGGAUAUUUGGACAUGCUGAAGAACUGCCGAGACCGAGUGAUGGCUCAGUACCAGUAA